AUGGGGAUGUCUACGCAUGCUUGGGAAGACACUUGGAGUGAACAGGGUCCCCUAAUCCAUUUGCUUUCGUAUAGGUUCAUAAAUGGCCAUGAGUUUCAUAAUAACUCUACGGUUUCUGACCUCAUACAACGGUUUGGUAAUGUGUGGCCGGAUGAAUGGAUACAAUGGUUUCCCCAGUUGCAACAAAUUGUGAUCCCUUCCCCUAGUCCUUUAGAGGAUACGAUUAGGUGGCUUGAGCCUAAUAAUAAUAGGCAGCUUAUUACGGUGAAGGUGGCAUGGCAAACUUUGCAAGAAGUGGGACCGAUUGUGCAUUGGCAUAAGGUGGUUUGGAAUAACGCAUACAUACCUAAACAUGCUCUCUGCAUGUGGAUGGCUUGUCAGAAAAGAUUACCGACCCAAGACCGCAUUUGCCAGUGGAAGCAUGAACCCCCUUAUCUGAAAUGUGUUUUUUGCAACUUGGUGAUUGAAACGCACAAUCACUUAUUAUUUGAAUGCGACUAUUCGAGUAGUAUUUGGGAGGUAAUAAAGAGGGAAAUAGGGAUCCAGAUGUGUCCGGACAAUUGGGAGGAUAUCGUUAAUAUGGGGAUAUUGCAAGGGUGGAAAUUGUGGUCUACGGUUCAAAAACUUGGUAUCUCGGCUACAGUGUACCACAAAUGGAUGGAAAGGAAUAGAAAGUUUUUUGACAAUCAUAACCGUACUGGAGCUCAAGUAGUGGCUGAUAUCAAGACACAGAUUCUUGAAAGAAUGGCGUGGAAGACAAGGAAGAAGCUUACGAGAAUCAAUGAUACGUGA
Messenger RNA from Cynara cardunculus var. scolymus (artichoke), 792 nucleotides. RefSeq lists its product as uncharacterized. The record is from RefSeq and is a predicted model, not a curated record. The transcript has a single exon. Bases 1 to 792 code for a protein of 263 amino acids. Lineage: Eukaryota; Viridiplantae; Streptophyta; Magnoliopsida; Asterales; Asteraceae.